AUGCCCGCUGCAGACCCCAUCCUGCCCCCGGAGGAGGUGGCAUUGAUGGAGCUGGCCCCGGCCCCCCCUUUACCCAAGGCACCGGAGGACCCCGAGGCCACCUUGCCCUGGGACCGUGCCCCGGGGAGGGCCCGGGCGAGCCCGGAUGGGGGCCGGGAAGGUCCAGAGGAGGCCGGCGCUGGCCCCGAGGUGGCCCCCGUGGUGAUGGUGCCCAUAGACCCGCAUUGCAUCGAGCACAACCCCGGCAAGGGCAAGAAGCAGCAGGAAGAAAGCAAAGGGGGAGCCGUGCCCCGUAGCCAGCACCCACUCCUCCUCCUCCCUAUGGGUCCUUCACGCUCCAGGGACCCAUUGGGCUUGGAGGGGCGAGGGGCCAAGCCUGGCAGUGAAGGAGCCAGGUGCCCGUGGGCUAAGGACUGCGGUGGCGGGGGCCACCUCAAGGCCUUGGCCUCGGUGCUGGGGGCUCUGGUGCUGUGCCCCUGCUUUGUCUAUGGGGCUUACGUCUUCCUGCCCUUCGACGCCCCGCUGCUGCCCACCAUCAGCACCCGCCUGGUGUACACCCUGCGCUGCGCCGCCUUCGCCACCGUCCCCAUCGUGCUGGGGAUGCUCGUCAGCGGCGUCUCCCGCCUCUGCUCCUGGGCGCUGGAGCCCUGUGGGGAGCUGCGGCGGGAGGUGGAGAUCCACAGCACCUUCGUGGUCCAAUCCGGCCACCUCUUUGUCCUUUACUUCUUCAACGUGGCCGUGCUGGCCACUUACCUCCCGCAGGAGCUCCUCAAGCUCAUCCCGCUCCUCACGGGGCUCUUUGCCAUCUCCAGGUUGCUGUAUUGGUUGGCUUACGCCAUCGGGCGCUCCUUGCGGGUCUUCGGCUUCAGCCUGAGCUUCCUGCCCCUCGUGGCCAUGCUCCUCUGGAAUCUCUACAGCAUGGUGGUGCUGGAGCCGGAAAACCUCCUGGCUGUGGCAGAGGCAAAGCCCCAAGAGCAGCCCAAGAACACCGGAGCCAAACUCCGGUACUGGGGAUAA
Messenger RNA from Pezoporus occidentalis (night parrot), 1017 nucleotides. It is a transcript of the gene TMEM79, whose product is annotated as transmembrane protein 79. Lineage: Eukaryota; Metazoa; Chordata; Aves; Psittaciformes; Psittacidae. The transcript has 3 exons. Bases 1 to 1017 code for a protein of 338 amino acids. The record is from RefSeq and is a predicted model, not a curated record. Gene Ontology annotation, cellular component: trans-Golgi network membrane; lysosomal membrane. Gene Ontology annotation, biological process: regulated exocytosis.